Zootermopsis nevadensis is the source of this 3223-nucleotide messenger RNA. Its product is annotated as small ribosomal subunit protein mS39. The record is from RefSeq and is a predicted model, not a curated record. NCBI's taxonomy places the organism in Eukaryota, Metazoa, Arthropoda, Insecta, Blattodea, Termopsidae. Gene Ontology annotation, biological process: mitochondrial translation. Gene Ontology annotation, cellular component: mitochondrion. Gene Ontology annotation, molecular function: protein binding; rRNA binding; ribosomal small subunit binding.
UAUUACUGUGGUGUAGUUCAACUGUGCUCAUUCCGUGGUAGUACUUUCUUGAAUUAUCUGUGCUUGGUAGUUAUGUAUGGUACGUAUUUAUUUACAGGAGGUUGACCUGAGAGAAAUAUGGAUUUAGUAUUGCAGAAUUAAAAUUGUUGUGAUACUUAUGACUAUGAGUAAUUAUAUUAUUGCAUAACACCAAGCAUUAAGUACAGAAAUACCGUGCAGCCUGCAACAUGAAUCCGACUAUACAUCUAGCAUUAAGGUCUCAGAACAGAAGACAGCUGAAUAUUACUUUAGGUAUUAUUAAACAAUACUCUUCAGCCAAAGGCCAGGAAGUAAUUAUACCAAAAAAAAUCCAUAGAGGCCCAACAGAUAUACUGAAGGCAUUGGCCAGCACAGUUCAGCCUGAUCUGACAGCCGCACAUUAUAAAUAUCACGAUGAUCCUUAUUUAAUACCCGUGUCUAAUGUUCAGAAGAGGUCAUUUGCCUUGUCAAAAGAAUCUGGACGGAAAGCAGCUCAGUGGAUCCGAGCACAGAACUCAGAACUUUUUCAGCACAAAGUUUCAUAUCCUCCAGUACAGGUAUUUUAUCCACGACCUGUGUAUGAUGAGAACAGUGAGGUAGAUGAAGAGGUUCUGAAGAAAGUUAUCGAUGAUGUGUUGGUAUCAGAUGCUAUUGCAGUUUACCAGUUAUUACAGAAUAAAGGACAGAGUAUAUCUGAGUCAACAAAGCAGUCAUUUCUAGAGUUAUUGUGUUUCUAUAACUGUGAAGAUACACUGCCAGAAGACUUAAUUGAAGAGCGUUGGUUCAGACAUGGUGGCUCGCAUAAAGAUAAACAGCGGAAGACUUGGAAGGAUAAUGGCUUGGCUGAGAAUGUGUUCCGUUCAUUGGACCAUCCAGGGUCACCUGCAUACUGCACAUUGCUGCAGGGAAUGACACGUUUCUUCCAAGUUGAUCGAGCAUGGCGGUUGUACCAAGAAACGCAAGCAAGAGGAAUUUUGCUAACCAGGGAUGCAUUUAAUUCACUCAUUCGUGUUGCCUGCUACUUACAUGAGGGAAAUGAGCACAGAUGGCAACUCAUUCAGGAACUGUUGACUGCCAUGUCAAAACAAAAUAUAACACCAGAUACUGAAACACUGAAUGCUGUGUUGGAAGCAGUUAGUAGCAUGGGGCCGCAGAAAAAUGUGAAGACUUACGCACUCAGAGCAUUAUCUGAGUUCAAACAUGUUGGUGUGCAGCCAUCAUUAGCAAGUUUUUACUUCGUGCUUAUUACAUUUUGCAAAGAGAGAGGACCUGUUAGUUCGAUCUUGGUAGACAUAAUGGAUGCAAUUGAAGGUCAGACAUUCAACAUACAGAAUCCCAAGGACACAUUCUUCUUUGUAACGGCUAUGGAUAUAUGCAGGAACCACCUCCAGGAUAUUAAUUUGGCACAUCGUGUCGACAAGUUACUCCACGUGGGUAACAACUAUGAUCUUAUUGGUGAUUCAUUCAAAGAGUCCAUCUACUAUCGUCAUUAUUUUGUGCUUCUCUGCAAUAUGGAACCACUUGAAGUAUUCAUGGAAUACUACAAUAAGCUUGUCCCACACAUUUACAUCCCAGAACCAGCAGUAAUGGAGGAGGUAAUAAAAACUGUUGAUAUGAAUGGAGCUGCUGAGUAUUUCCCAAAGCUUUGGUCAGAUAUGGUCAUUUUUGACCACACGGAACGAGCAAAUAAUGUUGGUGCCCUUUUGGGUGGGAUGGUGAGGAAUGAACCUCAGCCAUCAAGUGACCUCUCAGAUAAGUUUACACAAAUUGCAUGGAAUGCCUGGGAAAAGCUGGAAGUCAAUGCAAAUGAAGAGAAGUACAGACAAUUCAGAUGGACUGGCCAGAUGCUUGGAGAUAUAAUGCUGUUGUCUUUGCGUGGCGGAAAAUUCAGUCAGGCACUUGACGUUCUCAACAAGUUGGAGAAAGACCAAAAUAGCAUAGUUGGUGUUCCCAGCAUUGAAGCUCUGCAACUUUUCACGGAUGUGUGCAUAUCUCAAAAUAAAGCAGACGAAGCAAUUAAAUGCAUCCGGUACACUGCAGAUGCUGGAUUUUCAGAAACUGGGAUGCUUGCUCAGCAGCUGAGUGGUAGUAUUGAGUUAAAUACAGAACAAUUGACAAGACUCACCAGCAUAGUGGGACAAGACGUAAUACAAUCCCCCAAUAUCACAUCAGUGGCAGAGAGUGAAAAUAAUAAUCAAUAGUAAUUCAAUUAUUGGGCGUGGUUCACGUCUUAAUUUAGUGCAGCAAUCAUUUUACAAUUUAAAGACAACUGCAAGCAUUGUGCAAUAUAAUUCUAUGCAGAGACCUGUUAGAUUAACAAAUCAAUGGAGCAGAUUAUCAGCUGCUCAAGAAAUUCUCUGCCUUUUAUGGCACUCAAAGGUCCAUUUCCAUGUUCACAAGGGCCCACCAUUGGUCUGUCCUAAGACAUGAAUCCAGUCUCCAUCCUCACACCCUGUUACUUUAAGAUCCAUGUUAAUAUUAUCCUCUCAUCUACACUUAGGUCUUCAGAUCUAUUAGAUCUGUUGUAAAAAAUCUGCAUUUAGUACCAGGAUGAAUUAAUUUUAUUUUCUGUCAACCAUCAACAUUAUGGUCAGAAAUAUAUAUGUUUGUUUCUGAAGAUUUUGUGACAAUUUCUGCAUUAGUAAAUAUUUGAAAUUACCAAUAAAAUGGUUUAGGUUCUUCUGAGGUAAGAACAAUUGGGAAAAAAGAACAUUUAUGGUAAGUGGAUUCAGAAGGUUAAGUUAGACGAGAGUGGAAAUUGCAACCCACAUUAGUGGGUGAAGAUUUAUAUACUCUGUGCAACAAAAAUCAAGAACCUAAAAUGUUUCCUGUGAUUUCUGUUCAUUGGCAUUUUGAUUUAAAAGUUCUUUGUUCAAAUAGUGAUGAUGCGCUUUUUUCCGAAAACAAACAAUAACUGAAUGCAUCAGAAUCAAAAUAAAACUCGUCAGUAUUUCUUAUAAAAUGGAAUACCAUUCUUUAAGUGCAGACCCAAGUACUUGUCUGAUAACAAUAUCAUUUCACAGAUUAUUUGUGACUUGUACCAUUUUUAUAACUACAGUAGUAUUCUGUUGGUAGAGUCUUGAACUAAUGUUAACUGGAAACCACAAAAACUGCUUCUCCGACAAAUACCACCAGUGCAAGAGAUUUGUUUUUAUUUUUGACAGCUCUAGGUAAUAGAUAUUUGAAAUAAAUAACCUAAAAAUUA